This is a messenger RNA of Triticum aestivum (bread wheat), 1342 nucleotides long. RefSeq lists its product as uncharacterized. NCBI's taxonomy places the organism in Eukaryota, Viridiplantae, Streptophyta, Magnoliopsida, Poales, Poaceae. The coding region runs from base 98 to 913 and encodes 271 amino acids. The transcript has 5 exons. The record is from RefSeq and is a predicted model, not a curated record. Gene Ontology annotation, biological process: cell surface receptor signaling pathway.
UGUAGCUGCCAGGUACAACGCACAAGCAAGCUUAGAGGAAGCAAGCGGAAGAGCCCCCUGUCUCCCGUCAGGUGAUAAAAGGAGGAGAUAACAAAGGAUGGCCGACGCGGUACUGGGCAGCGUGACAAACGCUCUCGAUAUUGUGUUCAAGAUCAAACAUGCUGUGGAUACAGUUAAACGGAAUGAAAAGGAAUGCCAAAAGAUCAAGAGGCGUGUGGAGAGGGUCGGGCACACGCUCGCGUUGUGCCAAAAGGACGCGGAGCUAAUGAACCCCGAAGGGAGCGGCACUGCACUGGAGGCGCUGCGUGAGAUCCUCGCCGAGGCGCUCGAGCUCGUCACAGGCUGCCAGGAAGAGACCAACAUGUGUUGUCUCCUCAUAAAGGCCGGGGAGAUGUCCAAGCAGCUCAACCAGGUGGACCAGAGUAUAUCCAGUAUAAACUCUGAUGUGUCGGUUGCCAUCAUGGUCUGCAUUGCGCCGCACACCAAGCCACUUAAACUCUACCAAGUACCGGAUGGACAUGGCCGUUCGCUCCAACUGGACAAACGAACACGGAGUGUACCACAUACAAUUUCUGAAGUUGCCAUUGAGAUCAAGGUAGCGUUGGACAAAGUUCAGAGGAACAAGGCAGAGUGUAAUGAAAUUGAAAAGCGUGUGAAUGGAGUCAAUGCCCUCCUUUCACAGUUUGGGAAUACAGAACUCAUGAAGGACCCAUACAUGAGGGCUUCAAUAGAAAAGCUACAUACAACCUUUUGCAUUGCUCGCACACUCGUCAUGGAUUGUCAGAAAAGAAAUAUCAUUUUCAUCCGAUCUGGUUGGGAGCUGUCAAAACAGUUACAUGAGGUACUAGAGAAAAUAGAUCUUGCCCUUGAUGAGAUGAUCACCAUCAGUUCCAGCUAUGAAUGUACAGUGUGACAAAGUGGUGUGCCCUACAUCCUAGCCUCUCAAGUGCAAAUUUGAAGUAAAUUAUGAUGGUAAAAGGAUGGUGGCCAAACCGCGAAUCAGCUAUGGAAUACAAGAAUGGUGCAGUUUGUCCGAUUAAAGUUGGAUAGUUGAUGGUUGUAUUAAACAUAUCAAUGACUACCUACUUUGGAAACAAUCCAUUAGCUCGGGCAGGUUUUUUAUGAAGUUCAUAAUUAGGUAUCCAGGAUUUUUAUCUAUGAAGAAAAAUCCAGACACUCUAUGUCUAGUUUAUGUCCCCUCCAUAUAUUAUUGGGUGGGGGGGGAGUGAGAAUAAAGAAGUGCUUAUAUUUAUGUUGAUAUAUCUAUGAUAAUAUUAUGUACCUUAUGAGUGUAUUAUAGACGCAUGAUGAAAUGGUAAAUCUAAAUAUAAGAAUUCUCAUU